Molecule: messenger RNA, 1330 nt
Organism: Aspergillus brunneoviolaceus CBS 621.78
Lineage: Eukaryota; Fungi; Ascomycota; Eurotiomycetes; Eurotiales; Aspergillaceae
Product: translation initiation factor eIF2B subunit alpha
Exons: 2
Coding region: 111-1157 (348 amino acids)
Biological process (GO): translational initiation
Cellular component (GO): eukaryotic translation initiation factor 2B complex
Molecular function (GO): translation initiation factor activity; guanyl-nucleotide exchange factor activity
Source: RefSeq, a predicted model, not a curated record
CGAAGCGACCAUGGGACAAUAAUUGUUACGGAUAAUUGCUGCACGACAGCUUCCUACGGACUUUUCGAUCCAUCAUUCCUCCAGAGCUGUUCAGCGCAUCAUCAGUCAUCAUGGCAGCUGCCACUUCCACCUCGGCGAAGCCGUUCGACAUCGUCGCGACGUACAAUGAGCUGCUCCGCUCCGAUCCAGAUCUGACCAUGCCAAUCGCCGCUAUCGAGGCCUUGGUGCUACUCCUCACACACUCCCCCUCCUCGACGAUAUCAGAGACGCUCGAUCUUCUGGAGAAAUCCACCGCACACUUAAAACAGUCGAUCCCGAACCCCAUAGGCCUCUCCGCUGGAACCGAUCUUUUCCAGCGAUACCUGAUCACUACGCUACAGAGACCGGGCCAGCUCGGACCCGCCGGAGACUUCAAUGCCAUCAGGGCGCACCUGCUGUCCAACGGCCGGCUGUUCAUCAGACGUGCGAAGGAAAGCCGAGACAAGAUUGCGGCGUUCGGAAGAGGCUUUGUGCGGGACGGAAGCACGGUCCUGACGAACGGUGGCUCCAGAGUCGUGGCCUCGCUGCUACAGCAGGCUGCUGGUGAGAAGGGCGGCCCGUCCGCCGUUCGAUUCCGGGUGAUCUACGUGCUGUCCCCGGCCAAGGGCGAUGUCGAGGGCUCGUCGGCGGAGCCCGAGGGUAUGGAGACAGUCCGCGCGCUGCGUGAGAAGGGUGUCCCCGUGGCCACGAUCCCGGAGUCCGCCGUCGCGUACUCGCUUGGCAAGGCCGACGUGGUCAUUGUCGGUGCGGAGGGUGUCGUGGAGAACGGCGGAAUCGUGUCGAGAAUGGGCACCUACCAGAUCGGUCUGCUGGCCAAGGCCAUGGGCAAGCCUUUCUACGUCGUGGCGGAGAGCCACAAGUUCGUCCGUCUCUACCCGCUUGGACAGUACGACCUGCCCAUUGAGCAGCGCGUGAUCGACUUCAAGACCGAAGAAGAUGUCGCCGACGAAGCCACGCAGCAGCAGCAACAAGCACAGCCCACACCCAACGUUAAGUCGCCGGACAGCUCGGACGUGGUUGAUUACACGCCUCCCCAUCUGAUAUCCGCACUGAUCACAGACAGCGGCGUCUUGACGCCAAGUGCGGUGAGUGAGGAGUUGAUUAAGAUCUGGUUCUAGUUUAUGCUUCCCGUGCCCGAUCAAGAGAGUUGCGGCUUGUGGUAUCAGUUGAAUGAAGCGGAUUUUGGCGUUCUUAAGGUCAUGAUAUAUCCCAACGCUCAAGGCGUUUGUCGGCUUGGAAAGAUGGUGUGUCUCGUUGUUUCUAAUCAGACAAAAAGUACAAUAGAUUUGUG